This is a messenger RNA of Trachymyrmex cornetzi, 1548 nucleotides long. Its product is annotated as putative mediator of RNA polymerase II transcription subunit 26. NCBI's taxonomy places the organism in Eukaryota, Metazoa, Arthropoda, Insecta, Hymenoptera, Formicidae. The coding region runs from base 1 to 1548 and encodes 515 amino acids. The transcript is spliced from 5 exons. The record is from RefSeq and is a predicted model, not a curated record.
AUGACGAAGAAAGGAAAGAAGAAGAAGCAGACAACAGCUGCGUCAACCUCAAAAGAGACUUUGCAAGAACAGACUUCGCAACAACAAUCCUUGCAGCAACAAGAGGAAGGGAAACAACCUUCAGAAGCAUUACCUAGUUCGACGCAACAAAAGACAACCAUAGGUCUAAAAUGUCAACAAAUUAAGAUGGCAUUAGGAAAGGAGCAGGAAGUAGCUGCGUCAACUUCGAAACAGACAUCUGAGAGUUCAUCAAAACAACAAAAGCAACAGAAAAUAACUAAGAGUUUGCAAAAGCAGGUACCACAAGGUCAACAACAACAAGAAUCGUUGAGCUCACGUCAAGUAUCACAGGACCGGCCACAACAACAACAACAACAACAACAACAACAAAGGGCAUGUGGCCUCCCACGACAACAAACACCACAAAGCCAGACACAACAACAACCACAAGGAGUACGAAGCCAAUCACAACAACAACCACAAGGAGCACGGAGCCAGCCACAACAACAACAACAACCGCAAGUAGCAGGGAGGCAGCCACAACAACAACCACAAGGAGCAUGGAGCCAAUCACAACAACUACAAGGAGCACAGAGCCAGCCACAACAACAACCACAAGGAGCAUGGAGCCAAUCACAACAACUACAAGGAGCACAGAGCCAGCCACAACAACCACAAGUAGCAUGGAGGCAGCCACAACAACAACCACAAAGAGCACAGAGCCAGCCACAACAACAACAACCACAAGGAGCAUGGGGUCAGGCACAACAACAACCACAAGGAGCACGAAGCCAGCCACAACAACAACAACCACAAGUAGCAUGGAGGCAGCCACAACAACCACAAGGAGCACAGAGCCAGCCACAACAACCACAAGUAGCAUGGAAGCAGCCACAACAACAGCCACAAGGAGUACAGAGCCAGCCACAACAACAACAACCACAAAGAGCAUGGGGUCAGGUACAACAGCAACCACAAGGAGCAUGGGGCCAGCCACAACAACCACAAGUAGCAUGGAAGCAGCCACAACAACAGCCACAAGGAGUACAGAGCCAGCCACAACAACAACAACCACAAAGAGCAUGGGGUCAGGUACAACAGCAACCACAAGGAGCAUGGGGUCAGGCACAACAACAACCACACGGAGCAUGGGGUCAGGCACAACAACAACCACAAGGAACACGGAGCCAGCCACAACAACAACCACAAGGAGCAUGGGGCGACGCACACCUAUCACAAGGAGCAUGGAUCCGCCCACUACAACAAGUACCACAGAGUCAACCACAACAACAACCACAAGGAGCCUCGGGCCGCCCACGACAACAAGUACCACAGAGCCUGCCUCAACAACAGCAACAACCAGCAUGGGGCCCACAAUCAACAGCUUGGAAACAGCAGCAGCAACACAGAAUACCAACUUUACCUCAACAGCACCAAAAAGCUUCAAUUGAUACUGGUGCUGCUGGUGAUCAUCGACAAGUACAGGCAACUGGUGGUGGUGUGCACCAACAGCAACCAUCAACAAGUACUACAUCUCUUGAUGUAUGA